This is a messenger RNA of Raphanus sativus (radish), 1399 nucleotides long. RefSeq lists its product as uncharacterized. The record is from RefSeq and is a predicted model, not a curated record. Lineage: Eukaryota; Viridiplantae; Streptophyta; Magnoliopsida; Brassicales; Brassicaceae. The transcript has 3 exons. Bases 822 to 1310 code for a protein of 162 amino acids.
GAAAACCAUAAAACAUAAGAUAUUUGCACAUCAAUGCAACAAAAAUUUUAAUUUGGUGUUCGGAUGGUGCAGCGAUGGCUAAAUUACACAAGUGUCCCGAGGCUAUAGCCAUUUUCCAACUCUGUCUUCUAUCUCUUUCUCUAACUCGAUUUCACAAACCCAAACCCUAAUUUCUCUUUUUCACCAGAGAGAUUCACACGGUGUCGAAUCUAUAGGUUCUCUAGUAACAACGAAACAGACUAAAAAUCAAUAGAAUCGGAUCAGGGAAAGCUCUUCAUCGGCGGGAUUUCAUGGGACACCGACGAGAAUCUCUUGAGAGACUACUUCAGCAAUUACGGCGAGGUUUCGCAGGUCACAGUCAUGCGAGAGAAAGCCACAAGUCGUCCUAGGGGAUUCGGAUUCGUCUCCUUCUCAGAUUCCGCCGUCAUCGAUAGGGUUCUUCAGAGCAAACACCACAUCGACAAUAGAGAUGUUGAUGUGAAGAGAGCAAUGUCUAGAGAAGAACAGAGUCCUCGUGGUGGUGGUGGUGGUGGUAGUAGAGGAGGGACUUUUAAUGGUAUACACACCUGUCAAACACUCAAUGAGUCAAAACCCUAUACGUACGUAUUCUUCUCAAUCACUCACUGAGUCAAAACCCAUGUAUCAAUGACCGAGUCAUACAUCUUCUCCGUCAAUCAGUUUGCAUUAUAAAGAUGAGAAAACUCUGAGUUCUUAACUUCUUGAUCGCUCGAACAACCAUAAUCAUCAUCAUCAUCAUCAUCAUCAUCAUCAUCUAUAGCCCCUGAACCGCUGCAUCUUUUUUGGUUUAAUCGUCUACGUCCAUGGGAGGAGGAUUUUUUGUAGCCGAUAGUUGCCAUGGAGAACACAAAGAAGGCCAUGUAACAACUUUUGUCGUUGUUGCCUGCAUUGUGGCUGCAAUGGGCAGUCUCCUCUUCGGUUACGAUCUCAGGAGGAGUACUGCAAAUACUAAACGAGCUUCUCAUUCUCUUCACCUCCUCCCUCUACCUCGCUGCUAUAUUCGCUUCUUUCCUCGGUUCAACCGUAACAAGGCUCUUUGGUCGGAAAGUCUUGAUGACCUUCGGAGGUCUCACUUUUCUCUCCGGAGCUUUUCCGUCGUGACCUCCGAUCCCACCACCGUAGUCCCGGAGACGCAGUUAUCUUCCUCGAGUAGCUACUUGACGUAUACGUCGUCUUCAUCACUGUUGUGCGAAGAAACAGCUUCGUCGACGGCAGAAGAAAUGGCGAUGGAGUUUCAGCAAGCUGGGAUAGAGACCAAACUAGGGGAGUAUCAACAGUUUCUCGAGAUGUAGGGUCUUUUUAGGGAUAUUUAAAAAGAGAACAGUAUUUUACCAAAAAGCUAAAUUAUCUUUUUUUCUUGUAUAUUAGAUGCAAUUGCUCA